GAAGUCGAUACGUGGCCGCCGCCUGUCCCCGCUGAGGAGGCGCAGCAGGCGGAGAUGGCGGCGGUGCUGAACGCAGAGCGACUCGAGGUGUCCGUCGACGGGCUCACACUAAGCCCGGACCCGGAGGAGCGGCCCGGCGCAGAGGGCGCCCCGCUGCUGCCGCCGCCGCUGCCGCCGCCCUCGCCUCCCGGGUCCGGCCGGGGCCCGGGCGCCGCAGGGGAGCAGCCGGAGCCCGGGGAGGCGGCGGCUGGGGGCGCGGCGGAGGAGGCGCGGCGGCUGGAGCAGCGCUGGGGCUUCGGCCUGGAGGAGCUGUAUGGCCUGGCGCUGCGCUUCUUCAAAGAAAAAGAUGGCAAAGCAUUUCAUCCAACUUAUGAAGAAAAACUGAAGCUUGUGGCACUGCAUAAGCAGGUUCUUAUGGGUCCAUAUAAUCCAGACACUUGUCCUGAGGUUGGAUUCUUUGAUGUGUUGGGCAAUGACAGGAGGAGAGAAUGGGCAGCCCUGGGAAACAUGUCUAAAGAGGAUGCCAUGGUAGAGUUUGUCAAGCUCCUAAAUAGGUGUUGCCAUCUCUUUUCAACGUAUGUUGCAUCCCACAAAAUAGAGAAGGAAGAGCAAGAAAAAAAAAGGAAGGAGGAGGAAGAGCGAAGGCGGCGUGAAGAGGAAGAAAGAGAACGUCUGCAAAAGGAGGAAGAGAAACGUAGGCAAGAAGAGGAAGAAAGGCUUAGACGGGAGGAAGAAGAGAGGAGGCGAAUAGAAGAAGAGAGGCUUCGGCUGGAGCAGCAAAAGCAGCAGAUAAUGGCAGCUUUAAACUCGCAGACUGCCGUGCAGUUCCAGCAGUAUGCCGCCCAGCAGUACCCAGGGAACUACGAACAGCAGCAGCUUCUCAUCCGCCAGUUGCAGGAGCAGCACUACCAGCAGUAUAUGCAGCAGCUGUACCAAGUCCAGCUUGCACAGCAGCAGGCAGCAUUACAGAAACAACAGGAAGUAGCAGUAGCUGGGGCUUCUUUGCCUACAUCAUCAAAAGUGAAUACAACUACGCCAAGUGAUAUGAUGUCAGUGAAUGGACAGGCCAAAACCCACACUGACAACUCUGAAAAAGAGCUUGAACCAGAAGCCGCAGAAGAAGCCCUGGAGAAUGGACCAAAAGAAUCUCUUCCAGUAAUAGCAGCUCCAUCCAUGUGGACACGACCCCAGAUCAAAGACUUUAAAGAGAAGAUUCGGCAGGAUGCGGAUUCCGUGAUUACAGUGGGCCGAGGAGAAGUAGUCACCGUUCGAGUACCCACCCAUGAAGAAGGAUCAUAUCUCUUUUGGGAAUUUGCUACAGACAAUUAUGACAUUGGGUUUGGGGUGUAUUUUGAAUGGACAGACUCUCCAAACACUGCUGUCAGCGUGCAUGUCAGUGAGUCCAGCGAUGACGACGAGGAGGAAGAAGAAAACAUCAGUUCUGAAGAGAAAGCCAAAAAGAAUGCCAACAAGCCUCUACUGGACGAGAUUGUGCCUGUGUACCGGCGGGACUGUCAUGAAGAGGUGUAUGCUGGCAGCCACCAGUAUCCAGGGAGAGGAGUCUACCUCCUCAAGUUUGACAACUCCUACUCUUUGUGGAGGUCAAAAUCGGUCUACUACAGAGUCUAUUACACGAGAUAAAGAUGUUACAGAGGCUGGAGUCUAGGGUUGGGCAGAAGAUGGCAUUUAAUUCGGAAAUAUCUUUUGACUUUGGUGGAGCGUUGCAGUCUGUGUUUACGCUAUUGAUUUCGGUCUGAUGGUUUGUGACUCUUCUUGGGAAUCAGGAUUUCCUUGAAACUCUUGAGCAUUAGUACUUUGGGGUUAAAGGGACUCCUCAGACUCAUCCAGCCCUUUGGUGCUGACCAGCAGAGUCACAAGUGGAUGCUGAUGUUACAUGAGCUACAUGUUAAAUUUUUAAAGUCUCCGAAAUAAAACAGCUCCACAUUGACCCCACCUGGCUGAUGGUUAGUGCAUUGCUGCCUGCUCUGUCUGUGUUUUAUGAGAGCACAUAGUUCCUUUACAGUGCCCUCUGAGUUGAAAUCCUGUGUUAAUAGUCUACAUGAGGUACAUCUGACCUUGAUCGAAGGUCACCAUUUUUAAAACUUAAAAACUUAAGACCUCACGGAUUAUAAUAGAAAAAGAAAUUGCCUCAACUUGAUCUUGUUCUGAAUGACCCAGAUUGUUUUUGCUUUGGGUGCAGCUGUUUAGUUUGGAGUUAUAUUACAGAUAAUUAUUUUCUGAAUAACCUUAAUAUAGAAAGUUCAAACCUGAUAAUUGAAGUAUCAAGAUACAUAGAACACUUCAAACAUCCAUCUUAGCACGCCUCCACAAACUCUUGGCCCUUUUCUCUUCAUCUGGUAUUCAUAACUACCAGUAGCAAUGCAAAAUUGAUUCAUUUUUGCCUUGAUUUGGCUUUAUAGAGCAUCUCAAAUUGAAACUGUUUUCUACACAAGCAUAUAGUUAGGGAUUUUGUAAACUUAAAAUGACACCUACUGAAUUAAAAUAUAUAAAAUCAUUUAAAUAUAAUUCAGUGUAUGGGGAAUAACAUUGCACUAAUAUGGAAAUCACUGCCAGAGAUAGUCCAUUUUCUUUUGAUUUGAUACUACUUAGGCAUACACCCUACAUGAUUCCAGUGGGGAAUUACGAGAAAGAGUUGGAAAUGCGUAUGCCUGUACUUAAAUUUUUUUAUAGCUUUAAUCUGUAUUAUGUCUUCAUUGAUGGAAAGAGGUACAUCUUUGUUUUCCUUACUGAAAACAAAUAUGGAUUAAUUGCCUCAAAUUUGUAUAAGUGAUUGACUCGUCUGGAGGUUCUUGUUUUCAGAAGGGAGGGUGGUAUAGAUAGAAAAAUCACAAAGAUGGCAAUAUACACAUAAUGCUGUUACUAUAUGUUGUUACUGAAAUACUUAGAUUUUUAAAAUUUCAAAUCACAAAUCACUUCUUGUAGGAGGGUUUCCAUUGAUUAGCUGCAGCGUAUACAAUUCACUACAUAUGAGGCUGUUUGUUUUUCUUGUGCUGCAUUUCUUUCUGUUUUUCAAUACCUGGUUUUGUACAUAUCUAACUCUGUUGUCUUUUGGUUGUUCAGAAACUGGAUUAUUUUCUCCUAAGCGAUGCUUAAUGUGUGUUUUUUAAUUUUGAUUUCAGUAGUCCCAGCUUAUGGAUGUCCGUACUGUUACACCAGAAGGUUUGUCAAGCUGUCCAUCAGCUCUCAUGUGUACAUGGUGUAGAAACCUUGGGGUUAGGCACUUCCUGGCUUUUUUUUUUAAUGAGAAAACACUGUAUUUAAAAUGUAAAAUAAACUUUUAAAAAGCAGGCACUAAUAUAUAUUUCUUCCAGCCUUUGAUUACAGAUUUCUCCUUGCACAUGUUAAGAUGAAUUAUCCUCUAAAAAUAUUGUUCUUGGGAGCAGUGUAUGUUACUUGACAUAGCGGCAAUUCCUGUCACAUGUUCAUGUCAGAACAUUUUUGGUUUUAAACUUUUUUAUUGCCUUUGGCUGUUGAUUAGUAUAUUACAAGUGCGAUUUCAAAAAGAUCUUGAAAAUAAUAUAUUUAAUCAAUUAAAAUGUUUAUCUGUA
Molecule: messenger RNA, 3569 nt
Organism: Balaenoptera musculus (blue whale)
Lineage: Eukaryota; Metazoa; Chordata; Mammalia; Artiodactyla; Balaenopteridae
Gene: ACBD3
Product: acyl-CoA binding domain containing 3
Exons: 8
Coding region: 55-1641 (528 amino acids)
Cellular component (GO): Golgi membrane
Molecular function (GO): fatty-acyl-CoA binding
Source: RefSeq, a predicted model, not a curated record